AUUUGACGUAAAUUUUGCAUAAAUGUAAAUAUGGCUACACAAGGAGUUCGAGGUGUUUCGAGAGUUUUAGAAAAACUAGAAAAGUCCGUUAAAGAUGGAAAUUAUUACGAAGCGCAUCAAAUGUAUAGGACAUUGUAUUUCAGAUAUUUAACACAGAAAAAAUACGGAGAAUUAAAGGACAUGCUGUAUAACGGGGCGGUAUUGUUUCUAGAACGAGAUCAGCAACUGAGCGGCUCCGAUUUGGGUAUAUUGCUAAUAGACGCACUAGAAAAAUCGGACGAUUACGACUGCAAUUCGUGGUCUCACAAAUUAACGAAAAUAUUCCGUCACAUAAACUCUUCCACGCCGGAACGUGACACGUUUCUAGCCCGUGCCAUACGCUGGUCUUCGAGAGGAUCAUCCCACGGGCACCCUCUCUUGCACAGAAGCAUAGCGUUGGUGUAUUGGGACGAGAAGAACUACGCCCAGGCGCGCCACCACUUCAUCUACUCCCAGGACGGCAAGAAUUGCGCCCGGCUGUUGAUAGAAUUCCAAAGAAGCCAGGGCUUCAAGGACGAGGCCGAUUUGUUUAUAGUACAAACGGUGUUGCAAUAUUUGUGUUUAAAGAACAAGAGUACGGCGAAUCAAACGUUCACCAGCUACACCGAGCAACACCCGAGGAUCCUCAAGGCCGGGCCCCCCUACUUGCUGCCGCUGCUAAACUUCGUGUGGUUCCUGUUACAAGCGAUAGAAAGCCGGAAAAUACAUUUGUUUGCGGUGCUGUGCGAGAAGUACGAAACGUCCCUGCGGAGGGAUCCCUGUUACAUUCACUACCUGGAUAAAAUAGGUCAGAUAUUCUUCGGGGUGAAGCCGCCUCAGCCGAUGCACCAGGGCGGUAGUUUCUUCGGGAAUUUUUUGGAGAGUUUCCUGAGCGGAUUGGAUGAGGAUAGCGAGGACGAGUCUGCGCAAGCGUCGACGUCGGGCAUAGCGAGAAAUGCGCCCGUGGAACACGAUCAAUUGGAUUAGAUUUUUAGAUUAUUUUUGUUUGAUUUUUUUUUGGGUAAAUUGGAAGGAAAUUUUGGCGGAAUUUUGCGUGUAACACACUUUAUUGUAACAAAGAAAAUCUUUUAUAAAUAGGUAUUUUAUUACGUUCGAUCGAUUUAUUCCAAAACCACAAAUUUUCAAUUCAAUCUUGUUUUGUUUUCGUAGUUUAAGCGCGUUGUUUUAUUGUUUUUUUUUUGAAUCGAAUGAACUGACUUUUUUUAUAGUUUUUAUAUAGAAACAUUGUUUAUUGUGGAAAAGUCCGUUCUCGUAACACCCAUUAAUUAAAUUGAUUCUUUCUAUUGGAACUCUGCGGUGAAUGAAACCGAAACACCAGACAAGUACUAUCUAAUUUAUUAUUAAUUUAAAAAUAUCGAUAAAACCUUUAAAUUAAGUUGUAACAUUUUUAAACGCAAUAAAAAUGUUUUUACGAA
This is a messenger RNA of Phyllotreta striolata, 1454 nucleotides long. NCBI's taxonomy places the organism in Eukaryota, Metazoa, Arthropoda, Insecta, Coleoptera, Chrysomelidae. The record is from the annotation of a GenBank genome assembly.